AUGUUGUGGAUGCAGAGGAAGAGGAGAAGGAAGACAGAUUCUGAGACUGCACAAGACGAGCAGGAACCACCAGAAAGCGACAAAGCAAGGAAGGAGAGCUGGAUCAAAUCGCACUUUAGCUGUCUUUCCGAAGAGAAGCUGGCUGCCGGCAGCAACCCCACCUGCAGCCACAGCGCCGGGGCCUGCAGCCCCUGCAGCGAUGCUGCUGCCCAGCCUGAGAGCGGCAGCGGGGCGGCCAGCACCACAAUUCGUGUGGAGACCUUCACCACGAGGCAAGGAGAAGAGGGCACAGCUCUUCACCGGGAGCCCUUGACCAGCAAGCAGAGGAUGUCUGGGACCUCAGUGACCAAAGAGACCCACAAGGAGUCUGGGAAAUCCUCUUCCACGGAUGAGGCCAUGUGGGCCGCCGUGGCUGCCUGUACCAAGGAGACUGACACCAAGGGGCAGCAGCUGGCUAUCUCCAUGUUGCAGCGUGCCACGGCUUGCCAGAACUCAGGCUACCUGGAGUCCGAGGACAUCAGCCAGGAGGAGCUGAAGGCCCUCGAGGAGGUGGAGAUGAAGCUGAAAGGGAAUUUCCUCACACAGCAGGAAACCACCACAGCUGGGGCCAACCACACGCACACCUUCCAUAGCCAUUGCCACCAUGGCCACCAGGGUUAUCCAAGCCACCCGAGCCACCCGUGCCACGGCCUGCCGAACAGCAGCCACCAGGCCUACCAGCCCUUUGAAGCCACCUAA
Molecule: messenger RNA, 738 nt
Organism: Lipotes vexillifer (Yangtze River dolphin)
Lineage: Eukaryota; Metazoa; Chordata; Mammalia; Artiodactyla; Lipotidae
Gene: CUNH10orf62
Product: chromosome unknown C10orf62 homolog
Exons: 1
Coding region: 1-738 (245 amino acids)
Source: RefSeq, a predicted model, not a curated record